Molecule: messenger RNA, 4902 nt
Organism: Gastrolobium bilobum
Lineage: Eukaryota; Viridiplantae; Streptophyta; Magnoliopsida; Fabales; Fabaceae
Product: pleiotropic drug resistance protein 3-like
Exons: 23
Coding region: 249-4583 (1444 amino acids)
Cellular component (GO): membrane
Molecular function (GO): ATP hydrolysis activity; ABC-type transporter activity; ATP binding
Source: RefSeq, a predicted model, not a curated record
CCCUAUCAAGGGGCCAUUCAAGUAGUGGCUGCUUUAGGUGUUUCAUAAGUGCUUUCGUUGUUUUUAAGGAGAAAGACACUCCAGUUUUCUGCGUGAAGGCUUUGUUUUUUUUAGCUUUUUUUUUGCUUCCAUGUUUCACCCCACAAUCUGUAACAAUCAUUGGCAACUUUUGACAUCAUAUUUGUGAGGAGCUUGGUGUUUAACAUCUCAAGUAGGUGCUUCAAGCAAAGCCAAGUUCAUCAAUUCCAAUGGAGUUAACUCCAAGAGGAAGAAAUCAAGGCCAUGUCUUGAACUUUGAUAGAGAUGCAGAUUCUUUUGUGGAGGAAGAUAAGGAGCUUCUGUCAAAGUGGGCUGCUAUAGAAAAAUUACCCACUUUCAAACGAAUUAAAACUUCUUUUGUUGAUGUCAGUCAGGAAGAGACUGAAAGCAGUAGCAGCAAGGAUGUGAGGUUGAUGUUACAAAGCAGUAGCAGAAGGGUGGUUGAUGUUACCAAGCUUGGAGCAGUUGAAAAGCGUUUGUUAAUUGACAAGCUCAUAAAGCACAUUGAGAAUGAUAACCUCCAACUGCUGCAGAAACUAAGAGAAAGGAUGGAAAGAGUUAAUGUGAAGUUACCUAAUGUGGAGGUCAAGUACAAGAACCUGAAUGUAGAAGCAGAAUGUGAUGUUGUUCAAGGGAAGCCACUACCUACUCUAUGGAACUCUCUUUUUAGCUUAUUUUCAACUAUAUCCUGUAAUUCUCAAGGAGCCAAUAUAAGCAUUCUGAAUGAUGUCAGUGGCAUCAUAAAACCAUCAAGGCUCACUCUUCUUCUUGGUCCACCAGGCUGUGGGAAAACGACCUUGUUAAUGGCACUGGCCGGAAAACUAGACCAAUCUCUCAAGGUCACUGGAGAAAUCUCUUACAAUGGUUGCAAGCUAGACGAAUUUGUUCCUCAAAAAACAUCAGCUUACAUAAGCCAGUAUGACCUGCACAUUCCUGAGAUGACAGUCAGAGAAACAAUUGACUUUUCGGCACGCUGUCAGGGGGUUGGAAGCAGAGCUGAUAUAAUGGCUGAAAUCACUAGGAGAGAAAUAGAAGAAGGAAUCAUCCCUGACCCAGAUAUUGACACCUAUAUGAAGGCAAUUUCAGUUGAAGGACAAAGUGAAAAUCUUCAAACAGAAUAUGUUUUAAAGAUUCUCGGACUGGAUAUCUGUGCUGACACACUGGUUGGUGAUGCACUAGAUAGAGGCAUUUCAGGUGGACAGAAGAAAAGGCUAACUACAGGAGAGAUGAUUGUGGGUCCAAUAAAAGCUCUUUUUAUGGAUGAAAUAUCAACUGGUUUGGACAGCUCCACAACCUUUCAAAUAGUUACAUGUCUCCAGCAAUUGGUGCACAUCACAGAUGCAACUGCAGUGCUUUCACUUCUUCAACCAGCACCAGAAACCUUUGAGUUAUUUGAUGAUCUUAUAUUGAUGGCAGAGGGGAAGAUAGUAUACCAUGGCCCCUGCAGUCAAGCACUCCAAUUUUUCAAGGAUUGUGGUUUCUGGUGUCCAGAAAGAAAAGGAGUGGCAGACUUUCUUCAAGAGGUAAUCUCUAAGAAGGAUCAAAGGCAAUACUGGUACCGCACAGAUGUUCCUUACAAUUAUGUUUCAGUAGAUGAGUUCUGUCAAAUCUUCAAAACAAGUUAUUGGGGACGGAUGUUAGAUGAUGAGCUCUCACAGCCAUAUGAUAAAUCACAAUCCCAUAUAAAUCCUUUAUCAUUUAGCAAGUACUCCUUGGGAAAAUGGGAAUUGUUUAAAGCUUGUAUGAGGAGAGAACUUCUCCUCAUGAGACGAAACUCAUUUAUCUAUAUAUUUAAAACUGUACAGCUUACAAUCACUGCAAUCAUAACAAUGACAGUGUUCUUACGUACUCAGUCGGCUGUGGACUUGAUAGGUGCAAACUAUUUAUUGGGAUCAUUGUACUACACACUUGUUCGCCUCAUGACUAAUGGAGUUGCUGAGUUAAUCAUGACUAUUACUAGACUCCCUGUUGUUUAUAAGCAGAAGGCAUUUUAUCUUUAUCCAGCUUGGGCUUACUGUCUUCCAGCUUCCAUUCUAAAGAUUCCAUUUUCAGUUCUUGAUUCUAUUGUUUGGACAUCAGUGACAUAUUAUGUUAUAGGCUACAGCCCUGAAAUAACAAGGUUCUUGCGCCAGUUUCUUUUGCUUGUCACUUUGCAUAUGUCAUCAACCUCCAUGUGUCGUUGCCUUGCCUCAGUUUUCAAAACUGAUGUUGCAGCUACAACUGUUGGUUCCUUGGUAUUAGUACUGAUGUUCUUGUUUGGAGGCUUUAUUCUUCCUCGACCAUCAUUGCCAUGGUGGUUGAGGUGGGGUUUUUGGCUUUCUCCCAUGACAUAUGGGGAAAUAGGAAUAACACUGAAUGAAUUUCUUGCUCCUCGCUGGCAGAAGAUCCAAGAGGGAAACAUCACCAUAGGAAGGGAGGUUCUUAGUAGUCGUGGUUUAGACUUUGAUAGCAACUUCUACUGGCUAUCAGUUGGAGUCUUACUUGGUUUCACAGUUCUAUUUGAUUUUGGAUUUAUCUUGGCAUUAACAUACUUAAAAGGUAAGUCUUAUCUAAGUUAUUACAAGGAAAAAAAAAUCAAAGAAUUUUUUUAUUUUGCUCAAUCCAUUGAUUUGAUGGGAAAUGUAUUUCAGAGCCCAAGACAUCUAGAGCUUUAUUUCAAACAAAUAGUAAGAAAAAUUGGUAUCUUUUGCAUGGUUGUUCAUACAGGGAAAAUGGUCCUGCCCUUUGAGCCACUGACAAUAACAUUUAAGGAUGUCCAGUAUUUUGUUGACACCCCUCCGGAGAUGAAAAAACAUGGUUCCAAUGAGAAAAAACUACAAUUGCUCCGUGAUAUCACAGGAGCCUUCAGGCCAGGAAUACUUAGUGCACUGAUGGGAGUCAGUGGAGCAGGGAAAACAACUCUCAUGGAUGUCCUUUCAGGAAGAAAAACUGGAGGUAUCAUUGAAGGAGAUAUAAGAAUUGGUGGAUACCCCAAAGUGCAGAAGACAUUUGCAAGAGUUUCAGGUUACUGUGAACAGAACGACAUACAUUCUCCAUAUAUAACAGUUGAAGAAUCUGUCACGUACUCAGCUUGGUUGCGGUUGCCUACAGAGAUUGAUUCAGUCACAAAAGGGAAAUUUGUUGAAGAAGUCCUUGAAACAAUUGAACUUGAUGAUAUAAAGGAUUGUUUAGUUGGCAUCCCAGGCCAAAGUGGCUUAUCUACCGAACAACGUAAAAGACUAACCAUUGCCGUGGAGCUUGUUUCCAAUCCAUCAAUAAUCUUUAUGGAUGAACCUACAUCAGGUUUGGAUGCCCGAGCAGCUGCAGUUGUUAUGCGUGCAGUGAAGAAUGUUGUUGCCACUGGUAGGACCACGGUUUGCACUAUACAUCAACCAAGCAUUGACAUAUUUGAGACUUUUGAUGAGUUGAUUCUCAUGAAAUCUGGAGGACAGAUUAUUUACAGUGGAAUGCUAGGUCAUCAUUCAAGUAGACUAAUUGAAUAUUUUCAGAAUAUACCUGGAGUGCCAAAGAUCAAGGACAAUUAUAAUCCUGCAACUUGGAUGUUGGAAGCUACCUCUGCAUCUGUAGAACAAGAACUUAAAAUAGAUUUUGCAGAAAUCUAUAAAGAGUCACACCUUCACCGGGAUACCCUUGAAUUGGUGAGAGAGCUAAGUGAACCACAGCCAGAUUCAAGAGACUUACACUUCUCAACUCGCUUCCCUCAAAGUACCUUGGGGCAGUUUAUGGCAUGCCUAUGGAAGCAACACUUGUCCUAUUGGAGAAGUCCUGAGUACAACUUAAUACGUUUCGUGUUCAUGGUUGUUGCAGCAAUAAUAUUUGGGGCAGUAUUUUGGCAGAAAGGGAAAGAAAUAAACAAUCAGCAGGAUUUGUUCAACGUACUUGGAUCAAUGUAUAUUGCUGUAAUAUUCUUGGGCAUAAAUUACUGUUCAACAAUUCUACCAUACGUGGCAACUGAGCGCAGUGUUUUGUAUCGAGAAAAGUUUGCGGGAAUGUAUUCUUCCAUGGCUUAUUCAUUUGCACAGGUGGCCAUUGAAAUACCAUAUAUCUUAGUGCAAGCAAUUUUAUAUGUGGCUAUCACAUAUCCAAUGAUAGGUUUCCAUUGGUCAGUUCAGAAAGUCUUUUGGUAUUUCUACACCACAUUCUGUACAUUUUUAUACUUCACAUAUCUGGGAAUGCUGAUAAUGUCAUUGAGCUCAAAUCUGGACAUAGCUUCGGUAUUGUCAACUGCAGUCUACACCAUAUUCAAUCUCUUUUCUGGAUUCCUCAUGCCAGGACCGAAAAUUCCUAAAUGGUGGGUUUGGUGCUACUGGAUUUGCCCUACAGCUUGGUCCCUGAAUGGCCUCCUAACUUCACAAUAUGGAGACAUGGACAAGGAGAUACUCAUAUUUGGGGAGCAAAAACCAGUUGGUUCCUUUCUAAAAGAUUACUACGGAUUUCGGCAUGACAGAUUAAGCAUUGUGGCCGUGGUGCUCAUUGCUUUUCCAAUCAUUUAUGCCUCUCUCUUUGCCUAUUGCAUUGGGAAAAUGAAUUUCCAAAAGAGAUAAGACACACAUACAGAUUGCUUCUUCUGCAGUAUGGUGGCUACAAUUUUCACGUAUACAAGUAUACAAGUAUAGAAGUACAAGGCUACAGCAGUUAGCAUUUAGCAUUUAGCAAGACAUAUCUUGCAAGAUGUUUAUACAUAUACAUAUAUACUUACAUGUAUUCAAGAAUUUAUAGCACUGAUGAGUGGACAAUAAAAUAAGUUUUUGUCCAUAUCCAUGUGUAUAUUUUUAUCCUGUUUAUUUUUUAAGAACAAGCUAAUGAUUAAGAUCCAAGUUGUACAAGUUUAAAGAACACUUAUUCCCUCUGAGAAGGGGUAUA